GUGCUGGGAGGAGUCACACAUACCUGGCAACAUCCACUGGUCGCUUUGUUAACACUUCAUUGAACCAACAUGGCAGAAUUUGAGGAGCUCAGCGAUGAAGAGAAGGUCCGCAUUGCUGCCAAUUUUGUGAUGCACGCUCCUCCUGGGGAGUUCAAUGAAGUUUUCAACGAUGUGCGACUACUGCUCAACAAUGAUAAUCUUCUCAGAGAAGGGGCAGCUCAUGCCUUCGCCCAGUACAACAUGGAUCAGUUCACCCGUGCCAAAGUUGAUGGAUACGAAGAUCAGGUUCUGAUAACGGAACAUGGAGACCUGGGUAACGGUCGCUUCUUUGACCCUCACAACAAGAUCUCCUUCAAGUUUGACCACCUGAGGAAGGAGGCCAGCGACCCCCAGUCCCAUGAAGGCGAGGCAGCCCUCCGCUCAUGGAGAGAUGCCUGUGAUUCUGCUCUUCGGGCCUACGUCAAGGAGCACUACCCCAACGGAGUCUGCACUGUUUAUGGGAAAACUAUCGAUGGCCAGCAGACCAUUAUCGCUUGUAUCGAGGGCCAUCAAUUUGAGCCUAAAAACUUCUGGAAUGGUCGCUGCAGGUCUGAAUGGAAGUUCAGUGUCUCACAGUCUACAGCUCAGGUGGUUGGAGUCUUGAAAAUACAGGUACAUUAUUAUGAGGAUGGAAAUGUGCAGCUGGUGAGCCAUAAAGAUAUACAGGAGUCACUGACUGUGACUAAUGAGAGCCAAACUGCAAAGGAGCUGGUGAAAAUUAUUGAGGAUGCAGAGAAUGAAUAUCAGGUGGCCAUUAGUGAGAACUAUCAGACUAUGUCAGACACCACAUUCAAAGCCUUACGUAGACAGCUCCCGGUCACCCGUGCAAAGGUCGAGUGGAACAAGAUCCUUAGCUACAAGAUUGGCAAAGAGAUGCAGAACGCCUAAAGAACAGGCAUCUGCUGGAGUUAAAACAAACUGAUGGCGCAAAGAUGUGUGAUGCAGCAUAACAUACUGUAUGUCCUUCCAGAGAAUUACAGUUUCUGUUGAGCACUGAGAGGGGGUGCCUUCAUUUUCAAAUGCCGCUGAGUGGUUUAACUGUCAUUUGUAAACAUGUUAUUUGUUAAACAAAUAAUGCCUUUAGUGACACUGUGAAAGAUUGGGUGAGUCCCUGCCAUUCAAAUUCUCACAUACAAAUUAUACACACAGUUUGUGAUCCCUCAGUGCUCCAAACAGACAUGCAUCCCCCAAAACCCCCUUGAUUUUAAUGUAGCCACUAAUUUACACUUUCGAUAAAACAUAACUAAUAUUCUUUGAGAGCUUCCAAUACCUCCUAUAUAGUUGUUUUUUUUUUAUUAACAGAGGGCAAGUACUAUAUGCAAUUCAGAAGUUAAGUUACAGGAGACAGACUUUACAGCAUCAAAUUAUUUUUCAGUCAAAAGCCUCCAUAUAUAAAAGUAUAAAUACUUACAUACAUAUUAUGCAUUCCUCUGGUUGUGGACUUGUAACCAGACGGCAUGCCAAAGCAUAGAUGUCUUUUUUUUUUAAUACAAAUUUCCUAUUCCUGGACCAGAUUUUGCCUUCCCUCCUUAAGUUUAGUUUAGUUUUUUUUUUUUUUUUAAUUAUUUCUCUGUUGUAGAGAGAUAAUUUCAGUGAUAAUACUUCUUUAUCCCCCCGGACUGAUCAAGUAUUGGUGUCCUCUUGCCAGCUGUUUGCCUUUAGCUUGUGCUAUAUUUUUUAUACAGACUGUAAGUACAUUUAUUAUUCAUGAAAUAAAAAUAUUGCACCAAA
Stegastes partitus (bicolor damselfish) is the source of this 1770-nucleotide messenger RNA. It is a transcript of the gene capza1a, whose product is annotated as capping actin protein of muscle Z-line subunit alpha 1a. Gene Ontology annotation, molecular function: actin filament binding. Gene Ontology annotation, cellular component: F-actin capping protein complex; cortical cytoskeleton. NCBI's taxonomy places the organism in Eukaryota, Metazoa, Chordata, Actinopteri, Pomacentridae. Gene Ontology annotation, biological process: barbed-end actin filament capping; actin cytoskeleton organization. The record is from RefSeq and is a predicted model, not a curated record. The transcript has 10 exons. The coding region runs from base 70 to 927 and encodes 285 amino acids.